Messenger RNA from Paracoccidioides brasiliensis Pb18, 1230 nucleotides. RefSeq lists its product as uncharacterized. Bases 1 to 1230 code for a protein of 409 amino acids. The record is from RefSeq and is a predicted model, not a curated record. The transcript is spliced from 2 exons. Gene Ontology annotation, cellular component: mitochondrion.
AUGCUGGCUCCACGUCUUCUCCGAUCCAGCUCUGCCUCACCCCAAGCCUGGAUCCGUCCCUUGUCCACAACCGUAGCGCUCUGUCGGGCCCCUUCGAUUAGAGACAUCACACCAGACACCGCGGCUUCCUUCAACGCGAGGCAGAAGGAGUUUCGGGAUAACCUGGAAGCUGCUCGGAAGAAAAAAGAACAGCAAGAGAGUCAGUUGGGUGAUGCUUCUGUUUCUCCUGCUUCAUUUUCCUUUACAAGUCGGCAGCAAUCGGGCUCAACAUAUCCCACUGCUCCAGGAAUGAGCAAUGUGAGCGGGAAGUCCGAUCGCACCGCCGCUGGCGUUGCAGUUGCUUCAGCUACGGCGGCUUCUAAUGAUGUUCCCGUUCCUCUUGUUAUUGAUGCUGCGGAGACUUUGGACGUGCAUGGUUUGAGCUCACUCUCCACCCACCGCAUUGUAGGGGAACACCGUCAAUCCGAAACCAGCAACGCUCCCAAGCGUGGCACCUUGUCCAGCUUGAUCUAUGGCACCAAAGAAGGACAGCAGCUGGACAAGGACAUCGAGCGGUCGUUCUCAGAGGUGCUGGCCCGGGGGAAAUACGUGCAUUCGAUUGUCUUCCAUGAAGUCAAGCCGGAUAAGGUGGAUGAAUAUGUCGACUUGGUCGGGCAGUGGUAUCCGAAGAUGGCCCAGAUCGAGAAUAACAAGGUUCAUCUCGUUGGAAGUUGGAGAACACAGGUCGGGGACAACGAUACAUUUGUCCACAUCUGGGAAUACCAACGCUAUUCGGGCUAUCACGCCUCCUUGCACGCCAUUUCCGAGCACCCCGAAUUCCGCGCAUUUGAUUGUCGCCUGAAAUCCCUCAUCAACAGCAAACGCACAUCUCUCAUGCAAGAGUUCUCCUUCUGGCCAACAACUCCACCCCGUAAACUCGGCGGCCUUUUCGAGCUCCGCUCCUACACGCUGCACCCAGGCAACCUUCUCGAGUGGGAGACCCACUGGCGAAGAGGGCUGCAUGCCCGCCGCGAAGUGAUGGAGGGAGUAGGCGCGUGGUUUGUGCAGAUCGGCGAGCUGAACACGGUGCAUCACCUAUGGCAAUUUGCGGAUCUGGAGGAGCGCAAGAUUCGACGCGAAAAGUCCUGGUCCAUUGAAGGUUGGGCGGAUACUGUUCAUAAAACGGUGCCGCUGAUUCAGACUAUGAAGAGUCGGAUUUUGAUUCCUAUGCCGUGGAGUCCCGUUGGAUAG